GAAAUUGAUCAUUGCAUUAGCAUAUUGCACUUUCCUGCAAUUCUCCUCCCACCCAAAAUUUUCCAUUUCUCGCCAAUUCCCAAUCGCUGGAAAACCCAAUUCGCAGCUUCGAGGAAUUCCUUCUCACUUUCAUUGAUUUUUCACCAGAAUCCAGAUCUGAAAGAACGUGAACAACAACCUUGAUUUGGGUUUUUAUAAACUGUUUUAAGGCAGGCAAUUGGGGUCACUAAAUUUGAUUAAUUUUAUGUAAUAAACAGUGUUUUGGAUUCAAUUUUUGAGAUUUGAGUUACUGGGUCAAUGGGAGUGGAUGUUAUAGAGGAAAAAGUUUAAGUUUUUAGAAUUGGGUUUUUGAUUUGGAUUUGGAUUUGGAUUUGGGAAUUUCAAGAUUAGGUUUAGUUUGUGAGAUUUUGGUUUUGUUUUGGGUAGGAGUCAUGUUCUAUGGUGCAGUGGUAUGGGACCCUUGGCUUAUUGUUGCUCAAAUUUUUUGUCUUCAAUGUAUGUACUAUAGCACACUUGGAUUUUUCUUGAGCAUUCUUGUUGGCACUCGCGUUUCACGGUUGAGCCUUGUGUAUUUCUUUGACUAUGUAACCGUUACUACCUCUACCGUUACUGGUUGGUGUGUUUGUGCUUCAUUUCUGCUUAGCUCAGCUGCAGGGGCUGUAUAUAUGCUUUAUUUGGUUGAAAGAGCAAAGAAGUGUUUGGAUUUUUCAGUCACUCUCUAUAUCAUCCAUCUUUUCAUAUGCAUUGUGUAUGGGGGUUGGCCCUCUUCUAUAGCUUGGUGGAUUGUGAAUGGUACUGGAAUUGCAUUGAUGGCUUUGCUAGGUGAAUAUCUGUGUAUCAGACGGGAACUCCAGGAGAUACCAAUACCACGAUAUCGUUCAAAUGUUUGAUUGGCAGAAAGAAGUAACUCGAGUCUUGAAUUCAAGAAAGGAGUUGUACUACAGGAUGAUAACAACUUUUGCUUCUAUACAUCGGAUGAUCUCGAAGAUAAAGCCUAUGUACUCUGCAUAGUUCUAUUAUGCCAUUGAAAGACCUGCAUUUACUUUUCUAUUCUUUAGUUGCAAUAGCUUUUAAACAUAGAAAACCAGACAGAGAUUAGGUACAUAAUUUUCCAGGAAGUUCUGAAAGUGUUAUGUAGGUUAUUCUCAUCCGAUUUCGUUUUUUUCUUUCCUUGUAACAGUAUGCGUUUAGUUGAUUGAGCUUCUAUUCUUUUUACUCUUUUGUGAGUUAUUGGAUCUAUUUGAUUUCUUGGAAAUAUAUAUUAGUUCUGCGCCAUUUCUGGUUUACUGUUAAAAGGGUUGUUGUAUCAGAUUGGACAAUGAAUCUCAAUAAAAUUCUGAUUUUAACUUUUCUUUGA
Messenger RNA from Trifolium pratense (red clover), 1357 nucleotides. Its product is annotated as protein SYS1 homolog. Gene Ontology annotation, cellular component: trans-Golgi network; Golgi membrane. Lineage: Eukaryota; Viridiplantae; Streptophyta; Magnoliopsida; Fabales; Fabaceae. The coding region runs from base 432 to 890 and encodes 152 amino acids. The record is from RefSeq and is a predicted model, not a curated record. The transcript is spliced from 4 exons. Gene Ontology annotation, biological process: protein localization to Golgi apparatus; Golgi to endosome transport; Golgi to plasma membrane protein transport.